This is a messenger RNA of Priapulus caudatus, 1706 nucleotides long. RefSeq lists its product as uncharacterized. Bases 189 to 1037 code for a protein of 282 amino acids. The record is from RefSeq and is a predicted model, not a curated record. The transcript has 2 exons. Lineage: Eukaryota; Metazoa; Priapulida; Priapulimorpha; Priapulimorphida; Priapulidae.
UGGUUCAAUUCAGAGUCGCCUGUACCAUCUCUCAGCUGAUAUGCAGCAACGCAACAAAGCAAUCCAGCAAUGCUCUCACUCUAUACCUGAGGAAGGAGAGAGAAACACCCUUUCCACUCUAUGUCGGACUGAAACUGCAUGCAAAUAAUCGCAAGAGAGACAGCAUUAACACGUUUCAUGUAUUGGGCAUGUCGGUGUCUUAUGACCGUGUCAUGGAUGUCAGGAAGAGACUCGCCCUUGCUGUGUCAAUGCGGUUUGCUGAAGAUGGAGUUGUUGUACCUUCUAACAUCAAGCGGGGAGUCUUCACUACUGGCGGAGUUGAUAAUAUCGAUGAAUCUGGUCGUACUGAGCUUCAUGGCACUGCCAUAUCCCUAACCAACCAUCAUACUCGUGACAACAUGGGUGUGGACCGUCCACCUCUCACGCUGGAUGCGCCCGUGGGUGCCACUAUCCACCUUCCUGAUGACUUUGCGAUUGUGCCAUACAUUGAUGAACAUGCUGGAGAUAUCACCCUUUCAUCAAUUCUAGAAGGAACAGCCAGGCCAGCUUUUGCUGAAAAUCUCCGAGCAGGGGAGCCUGAUGAAGCGUGGCUCAGCCAUGUCCACAAGGUCAUGACAGAAAAAGACAGCAAGCUUCAAGAAACGCCAGUGACCUACUCUGGUUUCUUAUCCCAUGGCCAACACACAGAAGAUAUCAAGCCAAGGGCCACAGUUGGAGUUUUUCCCAUCUUCUAUGAAAAGGCUUCAUCAAUGGCCAUGCAGAAACACUCAAUGUUUGUGGUCAAGAGGGCAAUAGAGUUUGUGAAUCCUGGCCAGGUGGCAGUCAUAGGUGACUGCCCUCUCUAUGCCCAACAGAAAAAAUGUCAGUGGAGGUACCCUGAUCAGGUCGGUGAAUCAAUGAUGGUGUGUUUCAUGGGCAUGCUCCAUGUCGAGAUGACGUCACAAGAUUGUGGGGUAAGCUAUUGGCCGGAUCCGGCUGGAACCAAAUAUUCUCCCUGGCAAAUGUAUUCACUACUGGCAUUGCAGCAUCUCUUCUAGCUGGCAAGCAUGUCAAGCGUACACGUUAUGCGUACCAGCUCACUAUUGCUUGGCUCCAUGUACUCAAAGCGCAGGCAUAUGAUGAAUUCUGCCGCGAGGGCUAUGGGCCUCAUGAAUCUAUGGAGAUGUGGGAGAAGAGACUCAUCAGCAAUGCUCCAACAAUCUGCUACUGGACAACAGUGAGAGACUACCUGUUAAUCAAAUGUUUAUGUCCCUACAGGCACGUCGUGAUGCAAACAUAGACGAAUUAUUCAAGCACGAAAAUCAGUGUGAACCUAUGUCCUUAUCCGAUCGAGGCAAGCUACGGUGUGGAACAAAGUCGGAUAUACUUGGCUGUCUACCAGGCAUGCCUGCUCCUGGUCACUCUCAAGCAGCCAAAGGGGCGUCUGUGCUUGUUCUCGACAUGGCGGCAGUAAUAUACAUCAUUAAACCCCAGCGUGCCUGCCAGAGAGAGUGUUUGGAGACUACACACAGAUGCAAUUGCUCCCAUACUUGCAAAGCCAGAUGACGGACAGCACGACGAGAGUGGACGCAGUAUGGGACACAUAUACAGAGACUAGUCUGAAGUCACAAACUCGUGCCAAGCGGGGUGAAACUGCAGCGCGCCGAACACGAAUCUCAGCCAAGAUACCUAUGCCAAAAGGUGCCGAAUGGCAGACAUUCCUCAAA